Molecule: messenger RNA, 1221 nt
Organism: Condylostylus longicornis
Lineage: Eukaryota; Metazoa; Arthropoda; Insecta; Diptera; Dolichopodidae
Product: zinc finger and SCAN domain-containing protein 12-like
Exons: 3
Coding region: 118-1221 (367 amino acids)
Biological process (GO): regulation of transcription by RNA polymerase II
Cellular component (GO): nucleus
Molecular function (GO): zinc ion binding; RNA polymerase II cis-regulatory region sequence-specific DNA binding; DNA-binding transcription factor activity
Source: RefSeq, a predicted model, not a curated record
UCAUACAAAGAUUUGUUUUUCAUUUUAUUUUCAAAUUAAUUUAUUAUUUCAGUAAAUUUAAAUAAAUUAUAAAUGAAAUUUUAAGAGAAAAUUUAAUAUUUUAAAUAUCAAAUUAGAAUGGAGAAAUAUUGUCGAUUUUGUGCAGAAGAAAAGAGCAACCUUUCCAGUAUAUGUGAUAUCAACAAUGAAAUUUUAGACUGGCUUUUAACUAUAAUUAGGGUGGAAAAUGAUGAACUACCCCAAAAAAUUUGCUAUACGUGCCUGUGUAAUGUUGAAGAAAUUGGGUUUUUCUUUCAAAAGUGUGAAGAAUCGUACAAAAAUUUAAAGAAAAUAUAUUCAGAAAAUUGUGCUGCUGAAAAUUUUAAAGAAGAGGUCCUAGAGAGUUGUUCAGAUGAAUAUUUAGAAGAGGAAAUUCUAUCUGAAUUUGAUCACCAUGAUAUUAAUAAUAUCAGUAUGGAAAUAAAUAACGAGGAAAAUGACAUAUUUUCUGCCGAAUACGAGGACAGUUCAGAGAAAAAAGACGAAAAUAUUGAAAUGGAAGAAAAUAUAAUAGAAUCUAUUGCAGAAAAUUUUGAUAAAAAAUAUGAAUGUGAAUAUUGUCACGCUAGAUUUAGCAAUAGAAGUGAAAAAACUAAUCAUAAGAAAACACAUAACUUUUUUUGUACAGAAUGUGGUCGUAAUUUUACAACAAAAACUAAAUUUAGUUAUCAUUUAGCAAAUCAUAAGAAUCAAAGGAAUUUUAAAUGUAGACACUGUUCAAAAGCAUUUAAUCACAGAAGUGAUUUAACAAAUCAUUUAAGGUUUUCUCAUGCAGGAAGUGCAAGACCACGAAAAUAUCAUUGUGAGCUUUGCGAUAAAAAUUAUUGCACUCCAACUGAGUUAAAAAUUCAUUUAAGGUUUCAUCGAAAUGAAAGACCUUAUAAAUGCCAUUUGUGUGAUCAUGCAUAUGUUAUCAAAGGUCAUUUGCAACAACACUUAAAAAAACAUGCCGAUAUAAAAGACAAAAUUUGUGACCAACCUGGUUGUGGAAAAGCUUAUCGGGAUAUGUCAUCCUUAAAAAAGCAUUUGGAUAUACACAUUCCAGAUGCUCUUAAAAAGUAUACGUGUGAUGUUUGCGAUAGAAAAUUUUCAUUCUUCUACAUUUUAUCAGAUCACAGAAGGAAAGCUCAUAAAAAAAUUGCUGAAUUACGGCCCUUGAAAAAGAAUGAAGUUAUAAUAUAA